AUUUUAUUUUUCAUGAACCUGGAGGGAUUCAGAGGAUGAUCGCACAACGACCCAGUAGCAGCCUUCGUGCUAUAGAAGAGGAAGAUAGUCGAUCACAUAGUCAUGUACCCCUAGCAAUAAAUUGGCUCAAAACUUUGGUUUUAUUGAUAGUACUCAUUGGGUAUCUCUUUGCUGGUGCUUUCAUCUUCACUGCUUUCGAGCAAAAACCAGCCUACAAAGCCGCCGAUGAAUUCAAACAUUUUCUUAUUGAAUUAGCAGAAGAGAACGAUUGCCUCGACGAUGACGGUGUUAACGGCUUGAUGGACAUCGUAACUCGAGCUAUCGGGGAAGGGUCAUACCAUGCUGGUUAUACAUACACAGGAAUGUUUCAUCAAAAUGCUCUCGUAGAGGAACAUUGGUCGAUUCACCAUAGUUUUAUGUUCUCCUUCACAAUUGUCACUACAAUUGGAUAUGGCCAACUGGCUCCUCGUACGGCGCUCGGUGAGUACUUCUGCGUCUUCUUCGCUGUCUUCGGCAUAACGAUGAUGGCCGCUCUUCUCUUCACAGUUGGCGAGAUAUUUCAGUAUCUUCAUUCCCGUUUAUUCCAUGCAACCAAGAAAUGGAUCAGAUGCCAGAAUUUUAAGAUAUCACACCCUCGAAUCAAGAAUGUUGUUUGCGUCAUCAACGGCCUCCUUGUCGCCUAUGUAUCAUUGGUCCUGCUGUCGACUGUUAUUUUCUGUUACACACAGGGGUGGUCAUUUAUCAACAGUCAUUACUUUUCCAUUAUCUCAUUGUCAACUAUUGGAUUUGGUGACCUGGUGCCAGAAGGUCUACAUUCCUUUCAGAACAUUCCAUUUGUAGCUUUUAUUCAGUGUAUCCUAUGUAUAUACCUAACCAUCUGUAUGGGCAUGAUUUCUAUGAUUCUAAACAGUGUAAAAAGAAAACAAACUAGUAUCUCUAAUAGUGUUACUCGAAAGGUCGAACAUUCCGCUUUUUGGAAACGUCUUAAGCAUCAGUUUAAGCAGGAAGAGGAGAUCGCGACGGGCACCACUGAGCGGAGGAGAUCGUCGUCGGAACGGUGGGCGAGAAUCAGAGUGAGUGUUAACUACAAUGAAAGAACUCAUGAAACUCUUCAGAGAAUACAAAGACGAAGUGUACAAUCAAGGAUGCAACAGAAGACAGAGAGCAAAGAAGGGAGUAGCACAAUAUGAUCUUGAGAACAUAAACUAAUGGAUGGAUGGGGGGGGGGUGAUGGAACCGUGUGGUCAAUCGCAUUGCAGGGCUAAUCUAGUGUCUCAUUUUACCCCAGGGGGUGUUUCAAAAAGCUGUUCGUAAGAUAUGAAUGAAGCUUUACGAACGACUGACGAUCAUUUCUUGUGCUGUGCGCCCGGCUGUGCGAUAUCCCUAUGUGAUUGAGUUAUGACCUAAGGACAUGUUCCAGUUGUGCGUAAAGUCGUUCGUAACUUUACGAACAGCUUUAUGAAACACCCACCAGGGAGGAGGGAACAUCCUCAAAAUUAAACAUGCCUCUAUUCAUGGGGCGGCGCCAAGGUAUGAUACAUCGAAUAGAAAUGCAAUAGAGUUGUGCCUUGAUCGUUUUUGACUUGUGACUCUUUUUAUUUUAGAUUUAUUCUCCUCCUUAUUUUAUUUUCUGUCAGACUUUCAUUAUUCGAAAAAUAUCAUAGGGGCGUCUGUCUUGUCGCUUUUGU
Lytechinus variegatus (green sea urchin) is the source of this 1688-nucleotide messenger RNA. Its product is annotated as potassium channel subfamily K member 16-like. Gene Ontology annotation, biological process: stabilization of membrane potential; potassium ion transmembrane transport. The transcript is spliced from 3 exons. NCBI's taxonomy places the organism in Eukaryota, Metazoa, Echinodermata, Echinoidea, Temnopleuroida, Toxopneustidae. Gene Ontology annotation, cellular component: membrane. The record is from RefSeq and is a predicted model, not a curated record. Gene Ontology annotation, molecular function: potassium ion leak channel activity. The coding region runs from base 36 to 1190 and encodes 384 amino acids.